AUGAUUGAGUCAUCUGGUAUUGUAUUACCCCCUGCCAUAGUACCAGGUGGAGGUAAGUUCUCCGCUAGGAUGGGUGGUGCUAGUGUAUUAUUAAGGAUGCAGCCUAUUACUGCUCAACCAGGAGAUGUAUUACGAUGGACAUUUGAGAUGGCACCAGCUGGUAUACUACAUGAAGAUGGUGGUCCUGUUAUACAAGGUAGGAUACCACCAAGGCCUAAAAGCAGACCAUUUGAAUAUGGAUAUGUAAUGGCACCAACUAUGAUAGGGUAUAGAUCUGUGGAGGAUCAACCUGAUGCUAAUCUGGUAUUCUCUAUGCCUGGUACAUAUAAGGUAUUUGCCUGGAUACAGCGUACUGAUCCUGUAACAGGAGUAACUAUAGAGAGUCGGUAG
This is a messenger RNA of Perkinsus marinus ATCC 50983, 390 nucleotides long. RefSeq lists its product as hypothetical. Bases 1 to 390 code for a protein of 129 amino acids. The record is from RefSeq and is a predicted model, not a curated record. NCBI's taxonomy places the organism in Eukaryota, Perkinsozoa, Perkinsida, Perkinsidae. The transcript is spliced from 5 exons.